AUGUCACAAGAACAAGAUUCAACAAGAAAAAAACGUUAUCUUCUUCUUCCAUGUUAUCCAACAUCACCAAAUGAUCUUCUAUUAACGAAUGUACCAAUCAAUGAACUCAAUGAAAAACAAUCGAUACAACGUCAACUGUUUGGUUAUUAUCAACCAACAACAUUUGAAAAUGAACAUGAACGAUGGAUCAAUAGUUUAAGUCAAUCUUGGAAUAUUCAUCGAGAUAUAUUAGAAUUUAAUUUAAAAAAAAUGUUAACAUUGCUUGAUACUUUGGCUCAUAAACGAAUGUAUCAUUUUUCUACGCAUCCUCAAGAAGAAUAUUUUCAUGUAGAUGAAUAUACAACUGCCUUGGAAUUUUAUCUUCAAAUGGAUUAUGAUCUCUUCUAUAUGAAAACAUGUUCCUAUCGUGGUGCACAACCUAUUAUCAAUGAACCUCAAAGUAUAUUUUCAACAAAUCAACGACCACCUUAUGGUCGUUAUACAAUGGAAGCAUGUCAUCAAAAAUCUUGUUGUUUAUGUUAUCCAUCUCCACAUAUAGAAUCUAAAUCAACUAUACAACAUAUUUUUGUCAAUGGUUAUCGAUCAAUUUUAAAUUGUCCAACAACAUGUACAACUCGAAAUAUUAUCUAUGUUCUUACAUGUCCAUGUAAACAAUUUGAUUAUAUUGGUGAAACAAGUGUAUCUUUACCACAACGUCUCACAUAUCAUCGAAAACAUGGCAAUCGUAUUAUAAAAGAAUUUCUUCUUGGAAAAAAAUUAACAAAUUAUAUUAAUGAAGAUGCAAUAAAAUCUUAUGAAACAUUGGUUAAAGAUGGUAUGCUCUUAUAUCAACAUUUAUGUCGUUGUUCAGUAGCAAUGCAAUAUUUCUUGGAUGAAAAUCCUGAUUAUUGGUUAUUUAUUCCACAACGUCUUACAGAUAAUGAAGAACAACAACAAGAACGAGAAAUUACAUUCGAUGAUGAUCAUCAUUAUCCAUAUCAAUUUGCUAAUGAUAUACCUGUACCAUCAAAUAGAAAUUAUCAUUUUACUAUUCAACAAAAAUUAGAUAUCGAAAAAUUUUUUCAACAAAAGAAAUAUCUUCAUUCAUUAAAUAAUCAUUUUGAUUUAUAUGAAGCUCAAAUUAUUGCUGUCUUACCAGAUAAUACAUCAAAUGCAUUACGACGAUUUAUUGAAAGUCUCUUCAUAACACAUGCUGAAACAAAAUCAAAUACUUUUGGUCAUUUAGAUGCUGAUAAUUCAUCGAUUCAUGUUGAAUCAACAGAUGAAUUAUGUUAUGAAAAUCUUAUUCGUCCAUUGAAUUAG
Rotaria socialis is the source of this 1302-nucleotide messenger RNA. Lineage: Eukaryota; Metazoa; Rotifera; Eurotatoria; Philodinida; Philodinidae. The record is from the annotation of a GenBank genome assembly.